Molecule: messenger RNA, 1500 nt
Organism: Adineta ricciae
Lineage: Eukaryota; Metazoa; Rotifera; Eurotatoria; Adinetida; Adinetidae
Source: the annotation of a GenBank genome assembly
AUGCAACGUUGGAUCAACACUGAAAUAAAUUUGGCUGACGACGACGAUAUGACCGAACUGGUGAACCCUCAAGCUGAUGAUGUUCUCAUCAAUUGCAAUGAGAGAUCAAAUGUUGCUUCUGUGCCCGAUGUUGCAAUUAUUCAAGGUUCGACAACAGUUGGGGAAAACAUAUCUUCGAAUGCAGCGGUAGCAACAACGGCUUCUACUCAUGCCAGAGUCGAAGCUAUUGAUCCACAAGAUCACGACAGACCUCAUCGACAUCAAUCUGAUGGAAACAAUGACGAACAAAGACCAUUAAAUAAUGAAAAUGAAGAAAUAUUCAAAUAUGGCGCAAGUCACGUGGUGAAACUGUUUGUGCCUGUGUCAUUGUGUAUGUUAAUUGUUAUUAUAACAAUCAAAACAACAAGUACAUAUACUCCAGGUGGAGCAACAUGGGCUUAUACACCAUUUACAGAAGACAAGCCAACAAAUACACAGAGGAUCUUAUUUUCAUUAGCCAAUACAUUUAUUUUCAUGGGUUUCGUUAUCACAGCUACCGUCAUUCUAAUUCUUCUAUAUAAGUUCAAAUGUUACAAGAUCAUUCAUGGCUGGCUGAUUUUAACAACAUUGAUGUUACUUUUCUUCUUUCUCUACUCAUAUUUCAGUAGUAUAUCGGCUUCAUUAAAUCAACCGAUAGAUAUGAUCACCAUCUGUUUCAUUACAUGGAACGUUGGUGUUGUCGGCAUGUUCUGCAUUCAUUGGAAAGGACCAUUACGCGUCCAACAAGCUUAUUUGAUUCUUAUGUCCGCUCUUCUGGCACUUGUCUUCUAUAAAUUCCUACCAGAUUGGACAGGCUGGCUCAUUCUUGGUGUUAUAUCCAUCUGGGAUCUUAUUGCUGUAUUGUGUCCAAAAGGGCCACUACGUAUCCUAGUUGAAACUGCUCAAGAACGUGGUGAACCGAUAUUUCCUGCUUUGAUCUAUUCGUCAACUGUGGUGUAUAUGGUAACUGCCAUAGAUUCACCGAGUGAACCUGAAUUUACACCAAUAGCUACUGCAACAAAUACGGCUGUGAAUGUUGAUGCGCCAUUAACUGAAGAACAAAGAAAUGAACGUGCGAGAACACGAAAUAAUAACGCUCGACGUCAGCUAAUUCCACGCUCCGAUGUUCCGCAAACUGAAGAACGACGUGAACAACCCCGAUACGUCGUCGAACGAUCAAAUUCGCCUGUUCCCGUCGAAGACGAUGACGAAAAAGGUGUUAAACUUGGUCUGGGUGACUUUAUCUUCUAUUCAAUCCUUCUCGCGAAAGCAUCCGCACUCGGUGAUUGGAAUGUAACUGUUGCCUGUUAUCUUUCAUUAUUAAUUGGCUUAUGUUUAACAUUGCUUCUGUUGGCGAUCUUUCGUAAAGCAUUACCAGCUCUACCAAUAUCAAUUACAUUCGGAUUAAUCUUGUAUUUUUCCACUGUUUAUAUCAUUGGCCCAUUCUGUGCAGAAUUAAGUCUCAAACAAGUUUUUAUAUGA